This is a messenger RNA of Trichosurus vulpecula (common brushtail), 1227 nucleotides long. It is a transcript of the gene PTGER1, whose product is annotated as prostaglandin E receptor 1. NCBI's taxonomy places the organism in Eukaryota, Metazoa, Chordata, Mammalia, Diprotodontia, Phalangeridae. The record is from RefSeq and is a predicted model, not a curated record. Gene Ontology annotation, molecular function: prostaglandin E receptor activity. Gene Ontology annotation, cellular component: plasma membrane. Gene Ontology annotation, biological process: inflammatory response; adenylate cyclase-activating G protein-coupled receptor signaling pathway; positive regulation of cytosolic calcium ion concentration.
AUGGGGACAGCAAAGGGAGUGCAACCUCCCUAUUUGGCUAUCAUCCUCCCUCUCUCCUCUUUUCUCCUUCUGUUCAGACAUCCACUGCCACCUGACAUGUCCCUUUGCCCAUCAUACAACCUCAGCUGCCAAGGGGAAAACUCAACAUACCCAGAGACCAACAGCUCAAAAGCCCACCCAGCCUCAUCCCCAGUGAUGCCUAUUUUCUCCAUGACAUUGGGCACCGUUUCUAAUGUCCUGGCUUUGGCUAUCCUUGCUCGGGCCUUUAUCCGAUUCCGCCGCCGCCGUACUCGGGCCCCCUUCCUGCUCUUUGCCACAAGCUUAGUGGCCACAGACUUUGCUGGCCAUGUGAUCCCAGGGGCCCUGGUCCUGCGGCUCUAUGCCACAGAUCCGACUCCUGCCGGCCCUGCCUGCCAAUUCAUGGGGGCCUGCAUGGUCUUUUUUGGCCUGUGUCCACUAUUGCUGGGCUGUGGGAUGGCGAUUGAGCGUUGCAUAGGAGUGACCCGACCCCUGCUCCAUGCCAGCCUGGUCUCAGCUGCCCGAGCCCGCCUGGCACUCGGGGUGUUUUGGAGCAUUGCCUUAGGCAUUGCUGUCCUGCCCCUGCUGCAUGUGGGGCGCUAUGAGCCGCAGUAUCCAGGAACUUGGUGCUUCAUAGGGCUGGCCCAGCCAAGGGGAUGGGGUGAGACCAUCCUGGCAAUACUCUUCUCUGGCCUGGGUCUGGCCUCUCUAUUGGCUGCCCUGGUGUGCAACAUGUUUAGUGGACUAUCGCUAGUCCGAGCACGUUGGCGGCGGCGCCAGGGGAGUAGCCGCAGGGUGACCCGUAGCGGACGUGGUGGCUCCAUAUCCUCUUCAGCUUCAUCUUCCUUCUCCUCUUACUCCUCCCCUGCCCCACGCCGAGCUCGGGCCCAUGACGUGGAGAUGGUUGGCCAACUGGUGGGCAUCAUGGUGGUAUCCUGCAUCUGCUGGAGCCCUUUGCUGGUGCUGGUGGUGCUUGCUGUGGGAGGCUGGAGUUCAGACUACUUGAAGCACCUGCUCUUACUAGCAGUUCGUUUGGCCUCCUGGAAUCAGAUCUUGGACCCCUGGGUCUACAUCCUGCUGCGCCAAGCUGUUCUGCGCCAGCUGCUACGCCUCUUCCCGCCCUGGCAUGAAGCCAAGGGCCUGCCCAGGGGAGCCUGGGAUGCUAGCUCCUUGCGUACCUCCCAGCACAGCACCAUUGGCCGCUUCUAG